Daldinia caldariorum is the source of this 1533-nucleotide messenger RNA. RefSeq names its product 3-oxoacyl-reductase. The annotation marks the transcript as partial. Gene Ontology annotation, molecular function: oxidoreductase activity, acting on the CH-OH group of donors, NAD or NADP as acceptor. Lineage: Eukaryota; Fungi; Ascomycota; Sordariomycetes; Xylariales; Hypoxylaceae. The transcript is spliced from 3 exons. The record is from RefSeq and is a predicted model, not a curated record.
UGUGUACCUAUGCAUAUAUUUAUUAGGUUAGGUACCUGAUAUAUAUAGGUAUAUAUAUAUAUACACAUUAGCAGUGGCGUGUGGCUUACAGUAGUGUACACUUUUGGUAUGAAACUGUCUUUAGUUGACUGGCUUGAAUCCCACUUCCCACUCUUGGCAAUAUACCCAGAUAAAGGGCCCCGUCCCCUUUUACGCGUCCAUAGGGGUUAUCGGUCAUCCGUAUCAUAGAAUGGAGGGGAACAAGCCUUGUCCGAGCUCAGGUGGGGGAAUGGUAUCUAUAAGUGCGGGGGGGAUGUUGUAGAUGUUGUAGUUGAAAGUUCUUCGAAAAGUAUGAAAGGUACCUAAGAUAUCGUAAAGCUUUAUAUACCUACCUUUAACAUUAUCCUACGCACUUAUAUCAUGUCCUCGAGUCUCUCUGGCAAAGUGAUCCUCCUCACCGGCGCGGCGAGUGGUAUCGGACGCGGUACAGCAAUCAAGUUGAACGGUAUAGGUGCCAUUCUUGCUAUCACAGAUAUCAACGAGGCUGGUCUAGCCGAGACACUCGCGCUCUGUGUUGGCGGUAGCAGUUCAGAGCAUCACACGGCUCACGUUCUGGACGUAUCAAACUCCGUCAAUGUAAAUGAGCGGGUAUCCCAGGUCGUGGCCAAGUACGGACGCAUCGACCACGUAUUUAACUGUGCUGGCGUCAAUCCAACCUCUAUGUCCCUGACAGAAACGAGCGAGGCGCAUUUCGACAAGCUGGUCAGCGUCAAUCUCAAAGGUAUGUUCAACGUGACCAAGGCCACCAUUCCGCAUAUGACAACCCCCGGCGGCAGCUAUGUCAACGUGAGUUCCAUCUCUGGGUGGAAUCCCGACGCGGGAACAGCCGUAUACUGCGCCACCAAGUUCGGUGUUAUCGGUUUUAGUAAGUGCAUGGCGCUUGAGCUGGGUCCAAAAGGAAUUCGAGUAAAUAUUGUCGCACCAGGAUACAUUGAUACCCCGACAAACACGGGAAUCGUUACGGGAACGCCGGAGGCAAGGCGGCGUAUGGAACAAGGAAAUGCGCUGGGCAGGAUGGGUACUCCAGAAGACAUUGCAGGGGUGAGUAUUUUGCGACAUGGCUAUUACCAUAUUGGAGCAUUCCGUGACCGUGCAGAAGCUGACAGUUUUAUCAUUAUAGGUUGUUGCCUUUUUAAUGAGUGACGAGGCCAGAUAUAUAAAUGGCAGCGUUGUCGGGGUUGACGGGAUGCUGAAAACAUGAAGGACGCCCAGCAUAUCUAUGGUCUACUUCGCUUUCGUUGCCUAUGACUUGACUGACACCUGUCUAGACUCAAGCCUGGUAUGCACAGUUCUCACUCCCAAUCGCUCUUUAAAUGCAUAAUAGAGAAUUAUAUCGUAGUGGAGGACAUGGUUAAUGACAUUGCCUAUAUCGCGGCUUCUUCUUAACAUCUCGGUUCUACUAUUCUCUUGGACACAGCUGUCAUUAUGUCAAUCAUUGUCAUACAAAUACGCUAGUCGAACAGUAUCAUACGAGGUAGAUUAUGCCUAUGUGUU